AUGACAACUACUUCUUCUUCUGCUAGAAAAACGAGUAUUUUAUCCAGGAGCUCCACCGCCAGUACUUUCGUGCAACAAACGGAGCAACAGAUGAAACAGGAAUUCGCGACCUCGUCUUCAGCUCCUGCUACUACUACAGCAUCUACUGCGUCUACUGCUUCACGUUCCUGGAUUCGUUCCCAGCAUGACUUGGUCGCCUAUUUUUGUCAGGAGAUGUGCGAAGCGACAUGGAGCCAUGGGUUUGACCAGUUUAGCAAAGCUGAAAGGAAGCUCGGUCAUAAUCGCUUCUAUUGUUGGUGGGUUGCAGUGGAGCAACAAGAAGGGUCUUCUUCCUAUUCUUGUACUUUGAUUCCUCGCUUGGCGCACCGACGUCCCAUGGGUCCGGAACAUAAACACUUCAUCAACAAAGUUCUGAGACCUGGCAGCCAGUACGGUCAGAUGGUGGACCACAUCUACGGACAUGAAGUUCCGGACACGUAUGCGCCAUUAGUCCUAGUGCCGCAGAGUGUUCCUUUGAUCGCGGGAUCUGACGCGGCAGUACCUGUGCAACAGAAAGAGCAUCAACUGAAGCAUUCGCCGAAAAAAGGUUGCUCCUGUGGUUGUAGUGGAGAAAUAGCCUCUGGUGGAGAUGGUUCGGGGGAGGAAGAACUGUCGUCGAGAAGUCUUGCCCCAGGAGCUGGAAGUAAAGCUAAAGCAAAAGCUUCUCCUGCAACGUCGAGUCCUGCAACGGGCCCACCAGCUACGGGGUCUUUUAUGGAAAUGGAGGUUGAGUCAUCUUCUGGCGGUUGCUGUGCCUGUGACGGUUCCCACAACACGAACAUCGUUGCACCUCCCACACCUCCCGCACCAGGAGCUAGUAUGACAACUUCGGCAGUCGGGCCUCCUGCUGCCGCUCUUUCCGCACCCGCGCGUCCCCCUGCCGUGGGCAGCAGCAAACCGCUUGCUUCUGUCUUCUACGUGAAUCGGCACACGAUGGGCGCGUGGCGUAGCUUAGAGCAUCAUGCACACAGACGCAGCACCAAUGAAAAAGGAUGGAUCAAGCGUUCCGCUGAAUAUUUCCCGCGUUCAGAUUUUCGUUCGGAAAACGACGUAUCCUGGUUCCCAGCGGCCUAUUCCAACUACCCUGGUCCGUGGUACCCAGAGUGGUUCGCGAUCGUCCUUGCAGUGUUGGCAGGGUUCUCAGGAAUAUUGAUCUUCUUCACGUUUUUGAGACUCAAGUCUUGA
Amoebophrya sp. A25 is the source of this 1224-nucleotide messenger RNA. Lineage: Eukaryota; Dinophyceae; Syndiniales; Amoebophryaceae. The record is from the annotation of a GenBank genome assembly.